Molecule: messenger RNA, 459 nt
Organism: Phyllostomus discolor (pale spear-nosed bat)
Lineage: Eukaryota; Metazoa; Chordata; Mammalia; Chiroptera; Phyllostomidae
Product: SNF1-like protein kinase ssp2
Exons: 1
Coding region: 1-459 (152 amino acids)
Biological process (GO): intracellular signal transduction; protein phosphorylation
Cellular component (GO): cytoplasm
Molecular function (GO): protein serine/threonine kinase activity; ATP binding
Source: RefSeq, a predicted model, not a curated record
AUGGAAUAUGCGAGCAGAGACAACCUGUUCGAUCACCUGGAGCAGUGCAGCCGCAAAACUGAGCACGAAGCCAGGCCCAUGUUCAGGCAAAUGAUUUCAGCCCUUCACUACUGUCAUCGAAAAAACAUCGUUCAUCGUGAUUUGAAGCCAGAAAACAUCCUUCUAGACGACAACCUCAAUAUAAAGGUGGCGGACUUUGGUUUGAGCAGAGACUUUACUAAUUAUAAACUGACAACUGUCUGUGGCACCUUCGCCUACAUGGCGCCGGAGAUUUUAGAGCGUCAGGUGUACGAUGGCCCCAAGGCAGAUGUCUGGAGUCUGGGGGUCAUCCUCUACCGCAUGCUGACGGGGGAUGAGCUGUUUGUGGAGGACAGCGAGGCAAAAGUGCUAAAAGAAAUACACAGUAAAAAGCUGCAUCCACCAGAUUUUACAUCAGUGGAAGUUCAAGACCUGUUAUGA